AUGAAAUAUUCUAUAGCAAGGUCAUUUUUUUUUCUUUCAUUGUUUUUUUUUAUAAACAUAUCUAAAAAUGCUAUCAGAGGGCAUCCUGCAAGACCGGGUGAAUCGAGAAAAAGUGCAAGAGAAUUAAUUAAAUCAUAUAAAGAAAGAGAACAUGGGAUAAUUCAAGGUUAUUAUCCAUCAUGGGUGUCAUAUAAUCAUAAUAUGAAAGAUGUAAAUCCUGAGGUUAAUCUUUUAUAUCUCUCAUUUGCGAAGUUGGAUUUAUCAUAUGAUGAUAUAAAUUCUAUAAUUACAACUCCUUCACUUUUUAAAUCAUUAAUUGGUUUAGAAUACAUAGGAAUAAAUGAAUAUUUUAAUGAUGCAAUGCAAUUAAGAAAAGCACGUCCAGAUAUCAUAAUGAUUUUAUCUCUUGGAGGAGAAAAUUAUCAACCAAGUUCUCUAGAUGCUGCAUUAAAUAGUACGGAGAAAAUUGCAAAUCUUGUAGAUGAAUUGGGAUUUGAUGGAAUUGACGUUGAUUACGAACCAAACGGAUCAUUUGAUGCAUUAAAUAAUAUAAAUCAAGCUGAUUUUUUUGUUAAAUUUGUAACUAAAAUGAAAGAAUAUAUGUGUGAGGAUAAAUUAAUAUCAAUGUCACAUUCUUCAAAUGGAGCUUUGAGCUGUAUAGGAUUUCAUGAUCCCACAAAAAUUUGUUUGGAUGACAACUCUCCAUAUAAUGCAAAUUAUUUCCAAAAUCCUUCCGUUAAACCAGAAUUAUUAAGGGGAGCAAAUAUGGCAUCAGCGGGUAGUGCUAUAUAUAUAAUGAAUAAUUUGAAGGAUAUAGUUGAUAUUAUAUUUGUUCAAACAUUUAAUUAUAACAAUACCAAUGACCCAUCUAUUAUUCAUGAAUUAUAUGAUUCAUAUGCAUAUUAUGGUAGAAAAUAUGAUUACGUCAUUAUAAUGGGAUUUAAUAUGAUGUUUUCUGAUAAUCCUUUUAAGCCAAAUGACAAAGCAUAUGUAAAAUCUAUAGGAGAUACUAUAAAAAAGCAAAAUAAAUUAAAUAAAGCAGCUGAUGGUUUAGGAUUGUGGUCUUUGUCUAAUAAUUUAGCUGUUUUUAAUGAAAAUGAAGUUAUUCAAAAUUUUGUAGAGGCUUUACAUUAA
Plasmodium gallinaceum is the source of this 1134-nucleotide messenger RNA. RefSeq names its product chitinase, putative (gene CHT2). Gene Ontology annotation, molecular function: chitin binding. The coding region runs from base 1 to 1134 and encodes 377 amino acids. NCBI's taxonomy places the organism in Eukaryota, Apicomplexa, Aconoidasida, Haemosporida, Plasmodiidae. The record is from RefSeq and is a predicted model, not a curated record. The transcript has a single exon. Gene Ontology annotation, biological process: carbohydrate metabolic process.